CCGCCGCGACGUAAAAAUCAAUUUGGACCUUGGCUAGGUGACCGUUCGCUCGGCGCUGCGUCGCGGCUGCUCCGGCGGCUCGAGGCUCGAGAGCAGCACGCUUCCCUUCCGGAGCUGCCGGUCACCUCGCCACCGAGUGAGCGAGCGAGCGAACGAGCGAGCAAGCGAGCGAGCUAGCUAACUAACGACCAACCGACCGACCGACUGACUGACUAGCCGACCGACCGACCGACUAGCCGACCGACCGACCGCCUGACCGAUACCGCACCGCGAGCAGUAGCUCAGUCGCGAGUCGUCAACCGAGCGGGUACGCCAGACGGUAGAGAACGCGUCUGCCAGCGAGCGUGUACGCUGACGCGCACACUUACACUUGUCGCACGCGGCCGACCGACCACACUCUCUCUCCGUUCUCCUAUCUCGACGCUCUUCGAUCAUAUCCGACGUCUGUGCGUUCACGCGGACAAUGAUCCAUAAGAGGAAGAUUCGCAUCUCUCUACGCUGACGAGCAUCGCCGCGGUCGCAGCCUGUUUCAACGUUUAUCCUGCGGAUCGUUUUCCAGCGGGUGCACGUUGCACGAAGCCGGGCGAGCGUAGGUUUGUGCGCGAGGAUGAUGAAACGACACGAGUGGACAAUACGAACCACAUCGAGGGAGUUUGAGCAGUUACGCUUCGAGGAACGUUUGUAAACAGAGAGAAGAGAAGCUCCGGCCGGGUUGUUCCGGUCGAACGAGGAGGGUCGCGGGAGCACCGGCUUCCUGAUCUUCCUCCUAACGUAAACUGUUCUGUGCCGUUCCAUAACCAGCGGUGUGUCGAUCGAGGGCAUAUCGUCGAGAAGGGCGGAAAAAACGGACCAAAGAUUUGGAGCAGGUAGCAUUUUUCAAAGGGAAGAGACGAGUGGUUCUCGGGCGAGACGAGUGGUUCUCGGGCGAGACGAGACGCUCUCGAAAGUUUCCCGGUUUUUUUCGUGGUCGAACACUCGAGGGAUGAACGAGUGGCGUGGAAAAGACAGAUCGGUCGUGGAAGCGUCGAAAUCGCGACGAAAAUCAUGGCUGAUCGAACGGUCGGAGUAGCAACGGUUUUACGCUAAAUCAGGAGGCUGUGUGCUUUGUAGAGCUGUGGUGUCACGAGGAAGGAGCCCACGGUGUGACGCAUGCGACGUGCCGUCUAUCGCGAGAGCUGUGCGUCGUGGAAAACAUCUGCGCGACCGGUGAAGCUUUUAACUCGUGUGCCUCCCCGCUCUGACGUAUUACGUCGACGGACGGAACCAGCGUGGUCCUUGCGUGCUGUGUGAUCCGCAACGGGCCUCGAGCGAGUAAAAAAAGCUUGCGCGUGCCGAGAACGAUACAGGCUGAAUCAGCACGGCCACGCACUGUUCGCUGACUGUUUCGCGGACUAUGCUCGAGAAUCGCUCGAGAUCAGUUCCGUUCGCGAGUCACUUCGGGGAAACCGCGAAAAUAUUCCAAUCGUUACUGGACGUUGAAAGCUUUCAUUCGCGAUCGAACGUUCGUCGUUGAAGAAUCCUCUUUCUACAUUCGGCUCGGUGUUCGAAUUCAUUCCUUCUAAGACGUUCUUUAUCGACGAUACUGCAACUUGAAGAAUCGAACGCGUGUUAUUUUUGCCAAAGAUUGGUACAACCGGCAGAAGACGGAAAGAAGGUGACAUCGUUGUGCAGUUUCGGUUUCUUUUGGAUGGAAAGGAUAAACAACGAUGAUCCGGUUGACGAGAAUUGACAAAAAAAGAUAGAGAUAGAUAGAUAGCUAAAGAGAAAGAGGAAGAGAGAGAGAGAGAGAGAGAGAAAGAAAAGAGAGAGCGAGAGAGAGUGUUUAGCCAACACGGGGAGUUUCUACUUGGAAGGUUUGCAUCGAUCACACUCGACGCAACAACGCGUCCGGUACGCAUUGGGUUCGAGAAGCUGUCGUGAAUUCAUUAAAAUAUCACGCUUCGUCGGUCGCCGCGUGGUUCAAACGAGAAUGUUGCAGAGUACGUGGCUGGGCCUCGAUAGGCAGUUUCACGCGUGAAUGAAAGUAGAAAGAGUCGCUCUGUUUUGCACAGCACUCGUAACCUCGACAAUGUAGCAGAAUCGUUUCGAUGAUUCUCGAGGAUACUCUGGAGCAAGAGUCGGAUCGUAGCUGUUAAUUCAAUACUACACGUUGCACGCCAGGAUAAGAGACGAGGAAGAACAGGUGGAAGAUCUUGUGCUCGAAACCGAUCUCGACUUUGUCGGAGAGAGAAAGAGGGAAACACGCAGAGAAACGAGUACGAGGCGGAAACUCUCGGUAUCGAUGAUGGUGGAAGGCAAGUUGCCAGGAGACGAUUGGUUGUCGUGGUGCUUGCGUUUCUCUGGUACGAGCUGCUCUUGCUAAUAUCGCGAGUCAAGUGGCAAGUAAACAAAACGAUAAAAGCGAAGGAAUGCCGAGAUACGAUGACGGACUUGGUGGUCGUGCACGAUCUUAGGAUCGCGGUGCCGUUGUCGGCGUCGUCGUCGUCGUCGGCGUCGUCGUCGUCGACACGUAUCUGGUGGGAACGCCGCCGGCGUUGCACGAUCAGCUAAUACAGAUAGAUAGAUCGUUCGAAUCGCGACAGGCCUCGAGAACGACCGGCUGCGCUAGGAGAUUGUCGAGGACUUUUUAACUCGAACGAUCCGUCGAACGAAAGCUUCGAGGAAUUCCCUCUUCUGUUGGUUCCGCCCGAGGACGAGCUAUCGCUUUUCCUCCGGCAAUUCCACCCAGUUGAGCUUUAGCCGGAUUAUUUCUUCAGGCGGAUCGAAAAGUAGAAUUCGCGAGGAACACGCGAAGAACAACGAUCGAGGAAAAACACACGAAUGCGAUCAAGGUAUAAGAACAGAGAUAACCGAGAAGAACAUCAACGCGGAGAUAUACUUGAAGAACGUAAGCCGUCGUAUUACGAAUAUUAAGGCGGCAUUCGGACAUAAAAAUCUUUAUUCGUCGCUCUACGUGCGAAUUGCUGUCGAAAACGCGUAAGCGCGUCUCAUGAACAGAGUCCUUCUACGUAUAGUCGAAGUCAAGAUAAUCGUUCGCGAAUUAAUUGUUAUGGCGAACUAUCGAACAGUCCGGAGGUGAACGAGACUGAAGAAAAUUGAAAAGGAGUACGGUGAAGAAAUCAAAUUAAUAAAAAUAAUAACGAUAGUAACGAUAACAAAUAAGGAGAAGAGGUAAGAGGAGGGAAGAAAGGUGGACAAAUUUAGCGAAGAGAAAGAAAACUAUUCCACCUUCGAGCAUGGCCUCGGUGGCAGCGUGGCUGCCAUUCGCCCGUGCGGCGGCGAUUGGUUGGGUGCCGAUCGCGACACAUCCACUGCCACCGCCGCCGAUCCCCAAGGAUCGUCGCAAGGCCGAUGACGAGAAGCUGUUGAUAAACGUGAGCGGCCGUCGCUUCGAGACUUGGAGGAACACCCUCGAGAAGUAUCCGGACACUCUUCUCGGUUCGAACGAGCGCGAGUUCUUUUACGACGAGGAGAGCAAGGAGUACUUCUUCGACCGUGAUCCAGACAUCUUCCGUCACAUACUCAACUAUUAUAGAACCGGUAAGCUUCACUAUCCGAAGCACGAAUGCCUGACGAGCUACGACGAAGAGUUGGCGUUCUUUGGUAUCCUGCCGGACGUGAUCGGCGAUUGUUGCUACGAAGAUUACCGCGAUCGGAAACGGGAGAACGCGGAACGUUUGAUGGAUGACAAGCUGAGCGAGAAUGGGGAUCAGAAUCUUCAGCAGCUACUCGACAUCAGGCAAAAGAUGUGGAGAGCAUUUCAGAAUCCACACAUCUCGACGGCGGCUUUGGUAUUUUACUAUGUAACCGGUUUCUUCAUCGCCGUGAGCGUGCUGGCGAACGUGGUCGAGACCGUGCCGUGCGGUAAUCGUCCGGGACGCGCCGGUACGCUUUCAUGCGGCGAACGUUACAAGAUUGUCUUCUUCUGUCUGGACACCGCGUGCGUCAUGAUAUUCACCGCGGAGUAUCUGUUGAGGCUGUUCGCGGCCCCGAGUCGGUGCAAGUUCGCGCGAUCCGUCAUGUCCAUCAUCGACGUGGUCGCCAUCCUCCCGUACUACAUUGGUCUCGGUAUCACCGACAACGACGACGUAUCCGGUGCUUUCGUUACGUUGCGCGUCUUCCGUGUGUUCCGGAUCUUCAAGUUCUCCAGGCACUCGCAAGGUCUAAGGAUUCUCGGUUACACCUUGAAGUCUUGCGCCUCGGAGCUUGGCUUCCUCGUCUUCUCCUUGGCCAUGGCCAUCAUCAUAUUCGCCACAGUGAUGUUCUACGCGGAGAAGAACGUCGAUGGAACGAACUUCACCUCGAUUCCUGCCGCAUUCUGGUACACCAUCGUCACGAUGACUACCUUAGGGUACGGUGACAUGGUUCCGAAAACGAUCGCGGGAAAAAUCGUGGGGGGUGUAUGCUCUCUCAGCGGUGUCCUUGUGAUCGCUUUACCGGUGCCUGUUAUCGUCAGUAAUUUCAGCCGAAUAUAUCACCAGAAUCAGCGGGCUGACAAGCGAAAGGCGCAAAGGAAAGCCAGAUUGGCACGAAUCAGGAUCGCGAAAGCGUCGAGCGGAGCGGCCUUCGUGAGCAAAAAGAAGGCGGCUGAGGCCCGAUUGGCCGCGCAGGAGAGCGGCCUUCAGCUGGACGACAACUACAAGGAGGAGGAUAUUUUCGAACUGCAACAUCAUCAUCUACUUCGUUGUUUAGAGAAGACCACGGAUCGCGAGUUCGUGGAGAUGGAGGUACCCUACAAUGGUGCCCCGAAGAGGCCGGGCUCGCCGUCGCCCCUGACCUCCCCCGCGCACAGCACUGCCUCGAGGGGCGGCCUGCUGCAUGCCUGCUGCGGCCGCUGCUACCCCCAACGUUACCAGAGCUUGUCUUAUCAGCUCACGUCGAACGAGAGCAAGGAUAGAGUGGUGCUCGUAUAUGAAGACCGUAUACAAGUUCGGAAAAAGGACCUAAAGAAGCGCGGUUCCCACACCUGUGACAUGCAGGCCCUACAGCCACUUCCGGUCCCAACCACCACCACCACCAACACCGCGCCUGCCAUGACUACUUCCGGUGGACAGCCACCGCUUCCGGUAUCGGAGACCGCUUGAGUCGAUCACCGAGACCAAUCACGAUCACCAUAUCCGCUAUUAUGAACAAAAAAGAAAAAAAAAACAAUAAUAAUAUCACCUUUAACAAACACCAUCACCGUCCUCCUCUUCUACUCGAUGAAAGAACAAUGGCCGACUGGCCGGAAGAACGUAAGAAAGCAGAGACAGACGCGAGAAUCGAUGGCGCCUGGAAUGGCAGGCGCCACCAUUUACCAUGAGAAACAAAGAGAGAGAAAGAGAGAGAGUUUCCACGGAGUCACUGUGAAAGAGAAAACUAUAAAGCAAACAAUCGUUCAACGAACGCAGAGCAUUGAAGGAUCGACGACGAUCCACGACGUCCUCGAGGAGGACGGAAGCCGCGCGUUCUCGAAGGACAAGUAUUCCGCGCGACUCGAAGCUGGACGGAAGACAGGAAACCGGAGGAACGCGAAGAAGAGGACUUCCCGCCAACGAUCGAAGCCGGAAUUCUUCGUGUUUUCGAGGACGAAGAUUCGCGAAUGCACGCACACGCGCCUGCACCACCUUCUCCUUUCUGUUUUCGCUCGCGAGAUACGUGCAUCGAUGGAUUUUAGUCCCUUCUCGUACCGCGUUAGCUGCGCCUCUUUCCGCCCGAGAACACGAGGCGCGACACCGUUGGAACAAAACGGAAAGAAAAACGAGGAAAGAAGAACGAACGUAUCCGAACCGGAACGCCGUGAAAUCGGACGCUGGUGAAAAACGAUUCGUCGAUGCGUGCACGUUGAUCGACUUUGCCUCCUGUUCUCGCUUUGGAAAGGAGCUUUUUCAAUUUCCAGCCGAUCGGCAGAAAAUGCCGCGCGACUCGCUGAUUUCCGGCACAACUGGCGCGCGUUCCAGCCGCCUCGUUAUUUCCGCAACGCGCGCGUCCAUCAAUCCGACCGGGAAACGAGCGUAGUCGCCAUAUAGAUCGGUCGAUCGAGUUUCGUUCGCGUCGUUCCAACGAAACGCUCACUUUCCCCGUUCCUUCGCGCUCUUUCACAGCAUCUUUCUUGGUACGUUUCCAAGAAGGACGUCGUCGGAACUUCCUCUUUCGAAUGGACGCUUCUCGCAGCGAAAAAGUAGCCGGAAGCCCCGGGCCGAAAUAAUCGAGAGGAAGGACGGUGUCAAAGAAUCGUAUCAGCGAUCUUAAACGAACGAUCCAGGCGAUAGAGGAAGCGAACGAUCAACCGUCGUUUACGAUCGUUCCAACUCUUACGAGUCGUCGUAAUUCUUUAGAGAGAGUUAGAGAGAGAGAGAGAGAGAGAGAGAGAGUGAGAGAAAGAGAGAGAGAGAGAAAGUUAAUGAGAGAAUGGGAGAGAGAGAGAGAGAGAGAGAGAGAGAGAGAGAGAGAGAGAGAGAGGAAAGAACGUCCCUGAUAGUUAUAAGGAUAAAUUCGAUUUUUAAAAAUGUCUUCGCGAAGGCGAGAGAAAUUCGAUCGAUCCCUGAAACGUACGUACGCAGUUUCUUAUAAGGAGUCUCUUAACUCGCUAGGUUUAAGUUAGCGAACGAUACAUUUAAGGGUACGCGAAACGACGACGAUGAUCGAUCGAUUCGUCGAGGCGAAUAUAAAAAGAGAAGUAUAACAGAGCAGAAAGAAAUAUCGUAAUUUUACGAUCGCGGUCGUAAAACGUAAGAACGAUGAAACGAGUAGGGUUUUCGAAUGAUAUCCACGUAGAAUUCCCGUAUUCGCUGGUGCCCUUCUAGUAUUGGGGAUGGGUGAGAUCGACGAGAAACGAUCGCGAGCGUUCGCUAGGGACCGCGUACCUUGAUACUCUAAAUAAAAUAAGAUGAUGCCCUCGUUCUUUCAAAACUCUUCGACGAGUCCAGUUUUCGUUCUUUUUUUCCCUAGUUGAUAGAUUUGUCGAUCGAGCAGCCGAUUCGAAUAAUCAACGGGAAUCGAUUGUGGAAUCGUUGCGCUUCAGCUGCAUUUGUUCGGAAUCGUUGUCGGAUAUCGAAAGCGAAUGAGCCAAUUUUUUUAAUUCUAUAACAAUUCGUAACAAAAUAAAGGGGGGAUUGGAAGAAAUAUGGGGAUGAAAGGGUGGGUCCAGCGAAUCCACGGUCGAACCUCGUUUAUCUCGGGGGAUGAAACGACGUUAGAACUUCGCAGGAACCUUCUCUCGGGCGACAAUAGGCUACGAAGAAUCGGUGUGUUUUAAUUUAAACGACGCUGUAAAUAAUCGUGGGAGGCAUGGGAGGAGUCUCGUGUUGUCCGUAAUUAACUUUGUAAUUAAUUGUAAACGAUCUAACGGAACGAAGAUGAACAAAAGAGAACAAAAAGAAACCAAAAGCAGAGAAAAUAAAAGAGACAGAGAGGAUAUAUAUAUAUAUAUAAUAUGAUAAAUGCAAAUAAGAAAAGGAAUAUAUUAUAUAUAUACAUAAAGAUAUACAGAUAUAUUCUACAGGUAAACAUACACAUACGUACACACACGCGCACACGAACGUAAAUACGUCGGAACGAGAGGAAGUACGUCAGGCGGACAUAUUAACACAUAUUACUGAUCAUACACACAAACACAUACAAACUUACAGCACCCUCGCGUCGCGCAAUAAAACAAAUUCUAAAUCAACUCUCAAAAACUAGAAUGCGUGCCUGAGUGCGUGGGAGAUCAACCCUCGUGAACCACCGAGCCCAACCCUUCCUUAAACUCUAAUUUAGGUGUUAAAUAUUAGUUAAUUUUAGAUGAACGAGGGUACGCGUGUUUUGGUUGCUCAAAAUACUCUUGAAAAUCGAAAGUGGAACGAAAAGGGAACAAAGGAAGGGAGAAUUUUUUAUUUUAUUAAUUUUCAUCCAUGAAAGCUAUGCGCAUGGAAGCAUCGCGAUACAGAUUAAAGUCAAGUGCGGCAGAAUUCUUCGAACCGCGUAGCCGAAAAUAAGAAAAAUGUAGAAAAAAAUUUGUUCGACGUUGAAGCGAAAAGGGGGAAAAGGGUGAAUAUUAGCGAGGUCAGGAAGUUAUUAACAUAGAAUGCGAAAAAUGCAUCGUCAGAGGUGCGGCUCGGUGGUUCACGGGCAGAAAAAGACGUAAACGUGAAUCUAAGUAAAUAAAAAAGAGAAAAAAAAGAAGAUUAUUACAUUAUAUUAAUAAGAUCGUAGAGAUAAUCGAGAAUAAUGUGUCAGGUCCUUUGUCGUCCAAAGAGCUGCAGUUGUAUCGCGAGAUCGCGUAUUAAAAAGCGAAUGAAAAACUAGAGAGAAGGAAAAAUGGAGAAAAGAGUGUAAGGUUAAUGCUACGAAGAAAUCGAACGUAGCAAAACGAUGGCUCGAGCUUAAUCCGAAUUUAAACAUAAUACCUCUCUCUCGCAACAUUUAAAUUAUAACGAUCCCUCGAUGUUAUCGUACAUUUUUUAUUCCUUUCUUGUCUUAGAAAGAUUCUAAUAAAUUUAAGGAAAAGCAAGAAAAAGAAAGAAACAUAACAAAUAUGACGUACCCAAUUUGUUGGUCGAGAAAAAUGGCUGUCCGGGUUAAGCUUCGACGCCAUGUUGCCUUUGCCAGCACGAAAUUGCUCGGGAAACUCGGUAAAAGAACGAGGAAUAAAAUAAAAUAAAAAAAAAAAAAAAAGAAAAAAAGGAAGAAGAAAGCAUAGAAAAUAAAAAUCGAUAAAAAACGUAGCAGCGUGCGCGAGUUAUUUAGAGAUUAAUUUGCCGGAACUAAUUAGUCUGUCGUUGUUGGCGAGUUAUCGCGUCUUUACUUCCGGUUCGCGACGCAGCGACGCACGGAGAUUCUCCGAUUCGGCAAGGGUCGUUCGCGAACCUUUUCUACUCGGUCUUCGAUUUCGAUUACGGAUCGUCGGGAGUCCCUGGUUCGUCGAUUUCCUCCCCGUGGUUUCUCGUGGCAUUAGCCGGAAAUCGCGUCGGCGCUGCCGUUGCCGGCCAAUUCACCGGCUAAUCGAUCGGUCUCGAGCCGAGCUCUAUGCAAGCAAUUUUCGAGGAAUAAAAGAAAAUAAAGGGGAUGAAACGGUGACUCUCGUGAUGCGUGUGCACCGAGGAAAAAGCUGCUUGACACUCUCUGCUUCCUAUAGUGGAAUACGACAGUCUUUAUAUUUACAAAAUGGAAAGAGACAAAGAGAAAAGUAUCUCUGUUAUUCGACGUUAUUCUUUAUUUUCUGCGAACUAGUAUUUCGAUUGUUCCGACGAUCUUUACACUUUUCUUUUCCUUUUUUUUUUUUUUUUAUUCGCUUUGUGGUGCACAAGGAACGAGAAGAUCGAGGGAAUACGCGAUCGAGGGAAGCUAGAAACAUGAAUAACGAGUCUUUCAAUUCACUACCGUACUGCCAAUUUUUCCGAUGAGACGCGUAAUAACUUUAAUAAGAGUUUAAGGCGAGGCGAACUGGCGCGACGAGCGAUACGAUUCGCGUCCACAUACGCUCGUCCGACCUUCGUUCGUCUUCUUUCGUCGCUCCGAAGUCCUGACGGAGAGCUAUCCCGCGAUGUUUCCGGAGGGACACGCCACAGAGGGUUCUACUCUUUAUCGUCAAACCAUUGCCACGGUUUUGCCUAUUAUACAUCGUAAUCUACCGCUGAAGAUAAUAGCAAUUUGCUCUAACAAACAACAAGCGUCCGUGUUCUUUUUGAAAUUUAUAAAUUGAUCGAUAUUCAGCGAUUUAUUCCCCUGUGAUAACUUCGUCAAUGCUGCAACGCCCGAUCCAACAAAAUUCUACGUUCCGAACACACGUUCGAAUCGAUCGUUCUCGCUAAAUGUAAUCGACACAAAGGGAAAGAAGCGGGUACUUUCGCCUCGCACAAUCAAUGGAAAAACCAACGCGAUUUUCCUCCGAUGCGAGAGGAAUCGAAGGAAACUGAAUGAACCGUAGCGCGAGCAUCAGAGGCGACUGAAUUCGAGCGGUUCGAUCGAUCAGCCGUGCUGCUUCCGCUUUGUUUCGCGCCGAUCAAAAGAGCCACCCUCUCCGCCGGUCCCUCCGGUGGACUUGCUUUUGCAUCGUGAACGGAAAAAGCGAUCCUUUUGUAAUCAGGACACCGUCCACAGGACCUGCGAGCGUAGCAGGAUCGGCCAAUGUUCCUGACACGCUCCACCGUGAUUGCGAUUCACGCCGUUCGACCGGGAGAUCGAGCCUGCGAUACCAAACUCUCAGGUUUUCCAGCAGUGGGAAAUUAUCCAAUGAAUAUGAAAUUUCCGUUCAUUUGCAACGAGCGAAGUAGAUUCACGGACGAAUCUUGUCUUACGCGAAAGCGUUGAGAAACCGACGGUGAAAGAUUGAGAACGAAUAGCUGCGCAAAGUUGAAAAUUCUAGAACCUACGUUAAUUUAAAACGAUGGUUUUUCCAAGUUCGUCUCGAUGUUCGAUAAUUCUUAGAAAAGUUUCACGACCGCGUAAUAAAUAAUUUUAGUGGAUUUCUCGAUGUUUCAUAAGUUUAUCCGCAACAGCGUGACAUGAAACGUAAAGAUGUACAUUUCUAUAAACUUUCCUGCCGUUAUUGAAACUUUUACCGAGAUUCACCAGUUCCUGGACACGUGUCCCUCGUGAAACUAAAGCUCUUACAGUUUCUCAACGCAUGCAGGUUGCAAUCAAUUUCAAAGUUCCCUCUCCCGGUCGUGACUAGACAGUUUAUGUAAUCGAGCGACGAUUAAUCGAGCCAGAUUGGAAACGAGAACAGACCGCCGGUGAUUCGAGGAUCGUCGCAACGCGGAGAUCUGCGCCGGACACCGAGUUCGUCGAAGUUCCCUUCGUAUUUGUAUAUUUUUCUUAAAACCGAUCGAACAAGGGUGUCGCUUCUCCUUCGAACGCUUCUGAUCCCGUUAGUUCCACGAAUUUUAAUUAAUCCUCGAUUCCUUCCAUCGAACAUAAAACUGUCGAGCGUUCUUCUAAUCGAAGUUUUCACGCGAGAAGAACGAUCAGCGAGGAAGAAUCACGGGAAGUUCGAAAGGAAAGCGAUCAUCCUGACUGUUUUCGUAGCCUCGUGUAAAGAAACGUCGCUGAGAAAGAAUCGAAAAGGGACGAAGACGAUGGAAAUUCCAGGGGAAAGAAACGCGACCAUAGUGUUCGUCGAGCGGUGUCGCGCAAACGUCUAGUUUCCGAUGCACUAACUUUAGUUUCCUAAGCGGACACGAGGACAAUUGUCUCUCCGGUCAGAGGCUCGGGGUUACGCACCGUGUUAUCGAUCAUACUUGGCAAUAACGAUAUUUUUAAUCGUACAACUGUAAAAAAAAAAAGAUGGAGUAAAGAGAACAGAGAGAAACAGAUAAAAAAACAAAGGAGAAAAAUCUAUAUAUAUAUAAAUAAAUAAAUGAAUGAAUAAAUAAAUAUACAUACGUAAUAAGUGGACGGAGAAGUGAAAGAGUAAAAAAGAAAAAAGAAAGGAAAGGUAGUUGGAAAGACGAUUUAUCGACAGCGGUCAAGCGCCGGCACGUUGUAACAAGUACACCCGAUAGUUGUAACUAGGAACGGGAUGAAGACGUUUUAGCCGAUGGUGUUGUCCGUCUUCGGUAGCUUCCACGCCUUACUCAAAAGUGAAAAAUAAAUUGAAAUUCAUAUUUAA
Messenger RNA from Bombus pascuorum, 11569 nucleotides. RefSeq names its product potassium voltage-gated channel protein Shal (gene Shal). Gene Ontology annotation, molecular function: protein binding; A-type (transient outward) potassium channel activity. Gene Ontology annotation, cellular component: membrane; voltage-gated potassium channel complex. NCBI's taxonomy places the organism in Eukaryota, Metazoa, Arthropoda, Insecta, Hymenoptera, Apidae. The coding region runs from base 3237 to 5084 and encodes 615 amino acids. The record is from RefSeq and is a predicted model, not a curated record. The transcript has 7 exons. Gene Ontology annotation, biological process: potassium ion transmembrane transport; protein homooligomerization.